AGCAGAAGAUUGAAAAAACAAUCAGAAUAUAAUCUGACAGAAAUUUACUCGGGUAUAGGGAGGGUUUCCUAACAAAAAAACCCAAGACGUCGCCGUAACAAAGCAGGUGUCUGAAGUUGAUUGCAUUCCAUCUUCAAGAUGUUCAAUUCAAAUUGGACACCCAUUUUGUUUCAGGAUUACUUCUGGAACCAAUGCAAGGAUGCCUUCUUUCUUUUGCAAGUGCGUCCUACAAAAAGAGGUCAAAACACAACUAAUACUGUUACAGGUGGCUAGAUUCACGCUUCUAACCUGUUUGUAAAACAUAGCCCUGUUUUCCCUAGCAGAGUGUGUGGCGUGAGACACAACAAUCUCUCUCAUUAGGAUAUCAAAAUAAAAAGGUCUGAAACGAUUCUCAGCCACAAAGGACAUCGAUUUACUCUAUUUCUCGGUUAGUUAAGGGAUACCCCUUCGAUAAAAGUGCUGAUUGCCUUUAUUCAUGCAAGGAAAACCACCAGUCAAAACAGGUUGGCACUGGUGUUUUCACUUCGAUAGUUUCUUCACUUCCCGUAUCUCAUGAGGGUGUGACUGAAGGGAAUCUUGUGCCAGAAAUGUGUCAUGUAAUAUAGAGAUACAUAAUUUCAGUGCCGCCCUAAAGACUUAUUUUCCACUCUUUACUGAGGUAAUUCAUGAAAUCAAGUAUCAGAUAAUUUUCGAUGUCCAAAUUUGGAAGUCAUCAACAGGGCCCAUAAUUCGUGAUAUCGCAUGCAUCGUGGGUCGCGAAAAAUAAUGGCGGAUCAUCGAACGAAAUGUUUUGUCUAGGACGUAGUUACAAAUGGGCGAAAGCCAUGUGAGGAAACGGCAAGAAAUUAUAGCUUGUGAUGAAUAAUUUACUGGCCUUAUUGUCCAUUUUACUGGUGGAAUGGCCUCUGACAACAUCAGCUUCACCACGUCUACAAGGAUCAUACAAAAGUCAAACGUACCGACCAUCUCCAAGGGCCAAGGAUCCACUGGCACCAAACCUAUUUACACCAAGAAUUUCAAGGAACAAUUAUUGGAGUCUUCAUUAUGUUCCUACAAAAAUCCGUUACGGUGCCUAUCAAAAUAGAUACAAUUCUAAAAGUAUUCCAAGCAAGGUUGUUCUCCCUGCAAAGGAAACAAUGCUGAAUGCUAAAAACUUAGCUGCCAAAUCAUAUUGGUCACAACGUGCAAAUGGGAAGACAACGGCAACAUUUCCAUCUGCAAGGAAACGUUUACUUGGUACGAAAGGCCCUGCACUUAGCAAAAGCGAGCAAAUAUCGCUGCGGCCCAAGACUACGAUUAAAAAGGCAACUCUCUCUUCUAAUCCACGUUGGGCAAGGAGUCGUGGAGAGCAUAAAAAGAAAAAGCAGUUUAUAGUUGCCAACUGGGGUGGGUUAGGUUUAGGGAAUGGACUGGGAUUAGGUUUAACAGGCACGACAACGGACAGUUAUGGCACGGGGCUUGCAACGGGACUAGGGACAAGUUACGGGGCAGGUGGUACUUACGGGACGGGUCUUUCUGCAGACUAUGGUGCUGGCGUCGGGACAAUGCUUGCCACCGGGUAUGGAACGGGCGGUACGAAUGUAUUGGGUUCUAAUGCGGUAUUGGAUACCAGGCACAACUUUGGUUCAAGUUAUGGAGAUACAACUGGCAAUGGUCAAAGCCAAUCAGCAUUGAGCGAUCUUUCCGCUGCGGGACUGGACUCUUUAAGCUCAGCACAAACAGGUGGUAAUUCAUACGUUGGUUUGAACUCUUAUGUGUCAAACUUAGCCGGAGGAGGGACAUCUAACUUGAAUUCGUUAAACUCAGUGAGCGCAUAUCAGAAUAACGGCUUGGACGUCUUGGGAAACACUGCAAACACUGCUUCGACAGGUUUGACUGGGCUCGAUUCAUUGACAGGGGGACUCUCACAAAGUCAGCAGUAUGGUGACGGCAGUGACAAUUUGGUAAACUCUCUAGAAGAAAAACUUAACAUGGGAGGUGGAAGCAGACAAGGAGUCGGCGGAAUGGAUCUUGGGAUGGACGAUCUAGGUGGCAAUGGGAUGUCCGACAAUUCCCUGCAGCAGCUUCUGGGACAAAUAAUGGUCGGAGGGGGAGGAGGAGGUGGCGGUGGUGGUGGUGGUGGCGGGGGAGGAAGAAUGGGAGGUGCUGGUGGACGUAUGAGCAACAACAACGAUAACAUGGGAGGAGACUUAGGCAAUCUUGAUCUUGGAUCACUGGGGCUUAAUCUUGAGAUGGGGAAUGGGAUGGGAAAUAGGAUGGGAAAUGGGAUGGGAAAUGGAAUGGGGAAUGGGAUGGGAAACGGAAUGGAUAAUAACUUAGGCAAUCUUGAUCUUGGAUCACUGGGGCUUAAUCUUGAGAUGGGGAAUGGGAUGGGAAAUAGGAUGGGAAAUGGGAUGGGAAAUGGAAUGGGGAAUGGGAUGGGAAACGGAAUGGAUAAUAGCAUGGAGGGAGUUGGAGGGAUGGGAGGCAUGGGGAAUAGUAUGGGGAAUGGAAUGAAUGGUAUGGGAAAUGGAAUGGGCAUGGGGCUGGGGAUGGGCAUGAGCAUGGGAGGAAUGGGGCAUGGGAUUAAAAUAGGUGGAAUGAACGUCGAGGGACAUGCUGCAGGGAUGGGAAGUCAGGAUGACACCAACCAAGAGAUGGAAGAUUCCCAGCCUUCUAACGCGCCAGACGAGCAAAGUGUGCCAAAUUAUAUGCAACGUCCGUUGGCCAUUGCGCCCAUCGUACCGGGUCAAACUGUGCACGCGCACGCAAGUGACAAGCCAAAGCGACCAAGCUACUCCACAGCUCUCUAUUCACCAGCCGAAAUGGCACUGAAGGUUCAAAUAAAGGCUAAUAAAGAGCAUCAAAAGAAACUAAAGGAUUUAAAAAUGAAAUUAAGAAAGCUUCGAACGAAGCUGCGAAAAUUAAAAUCCGAGUACCAAUAUUCCGAGGACGAGGAGCAAUCCGAGAAGUCAGAGAUGGAUACACUUCAAGAUUUGAAGAGGGCGACGGAACAGGCGAUUAGGGAGCUACAAGUUGAGGCCGCUAAGGCUAAUAAAAGGAAAGGUGUCAAAAAGCUCAUUUAUAUUCACAAAUUUCCUGAGCCCGGUGGGAGCAAACAGCCCGGCAAAGCAAAUAGUCUAGCGGACCUGGGCACGGACUUGCUAGCCCUUGUCGAGACAGACAAACCAAAUUCUGCACCACUGAGUCCUAAGCCCGUGACCCCAAAACCGGCUCCUCCGUCCACCCAGGACGCGCAAAAGAAACAGCCCAUACAGGACGAUACACCUUCUCUCACAGAACUCGAGAAACAAGCGGAAAUGGAAGUUAACUUUCUUACCAAGAAAAAAGACAAAGGUAAACAGAAUGUCUUAAAUCCAGGAUUAAAAAUAAACAUUCCAGAGGCAGCUGCAAUCUCACCAAAAGAAACUCCAGGUUCCAAGGGAGAGACACGCAUGCAUGUAUUAGGGGCCAAUGAUAUACCAGUCCCUGCCUUAAAAGAGCAUGAAACGUCAACUCUAACACCGCAUUUUAAUAUGCCCGUGAAACCGCAGGUCAUAAAAACGCCAGGUGGUCAGCGGUUACUCAAUCCAAUUCAGCUUAACAACUUGGCACAAAUACUUCCAGAACCCAUUGAUAAUACAAGGGAAAGAAAGUUUCAGCCAUCUCGCCCACAUGUUUUCUCCAAAGGUGGCAUGAACAGAACUAAACAUGCUCCAGAUUAUUUUAGCAUCGGCUGUUGGCGAGAUCAACCCGAGAGAGCGCUUCCUAGUCUGGAAGGAAUAUUCCCAAUGUUAGAUGGAAACGACUACAUGUUACGCAAAUAUGCAAUUAAAAAAUGUUCAACCAUCGCGAGGGUCCAGGGAUUUCCUGCCUUUGCUUUGGAAAAUGGCGGCCAGUGUUUAGGCGGUAAGGAUAUUCUAGAAACAUACAACAUGUAUGGAGCCUCAAGCGCGUGCAAGCCAGAUGGAAGAGGAGGACCCUGGAGUAUGGAAGUGUACAAGUUUACCAAACACAUACCCGCUCGUCGAGGUGGAAUUGCUCGUCUUCCAAACCCGAAGCGUUUCUUGGCAGGAAAACAUUGACAUGUAACACAAAAUUUUUGUCAGUGGUUAACAUGCGCACGAGCAUGCGGGAUAAAGACAUCCCUUCAAGGGGAUGCUGAGGGUAGUGUACAUGAAAACAACAGCCUAAAGAAAAUUAUUAAUUGGCUUGGUUGGUGUUCACUAUAUUACUAUAAGAUUCCUGCGUCUUGAAAAAGACUUCCAGGUUUUUAAUAUGGUAUCCUUUUGCGAAAAUCAAGCGAAAAAGUAUAGUCGUGGGUUUUGUGGGCAGUAACUUCGAAAGAUACGAAUCUAGCGCACGAUUUGUAUACAUCUUGCAACAAGGAUAAAACAGCAAUAGAUUUUCAUUAAAUUUGUGGUGUUUAUCUAAAGUCCAUUCAUAUUUCAUAUGAUUGAUUCGAAAGAAAAACAUAUUGGGAUAACGAACCGAAAUCCGAAGAUGUUUAUCUAGAUAAGAAUUGAAUGAGCUUUCGGCUUCGCAAUUAACCCAAUACUGAGUAUGUAAUAGAAGUAAACCAAAUAUUUCAUCAAAAUAGAUGAAAUGAUCUUUGUACUUUUGAAUAAACAUAAUCAUUUUUAAUCUCUUAGAGCAGCAAAAAAGGAAAUGCAUUCGGAUAAAUUUGCUAUACUCGUGUACUUUUUAAAUACGCCAACUGUAGAUUAAUCACCUGUCAAUCAUUUUUCUUUGUCACAGAUAAUAUACAGCGUAUAAGUUAUUAAACAAAUUGUAAAAAAAUGCCUGUAGAUGACAUUUUUGAUUUAAAUAAUAUUGCAAUAUAACUUUAAAAGGCCUGGGUUGUGGUGAGUAUAUAUCUUUCAUCUGUUUUGUUAAACACACCUCUCUCUCCCAAUUAAAAAAAACUGUGCUCAUAAAGUAAAUUAUUUUCCAGAACAAAAUU
Messenger RNA from Orbicella faveolata, 4942 nucleotides. RefSeq lists its product as uncharacterized. Lineage: Eukaryota; Metazoa; Cnidaria; Anthozoa; Scleractinia; Merulinidae. The record is from RefSeq and is a predicted model, not a curated record.